CAGUCCCCCGGAACGGGUCCUGGGCUCUCGCGGGCAGGGCCGGCCGGGGCUGCGGGGCCGGCACGAGGGAGGCGGCCCCGGGGACCGGACAGGGCGGGGGCGGGGACGCGGCCGCCUGGGCGGUUCCGGGUGCUCCAGGCGCGGCGCUGCCCGAAGCGCACUUGAUCGAGGUCGGGCUGCGGGGAAGGGCGGAUCUGGGGAGAACCCCGAGAGCCGCGGCGUCCUCCAACUCCUCCUCCUCCUCUUCCUCGCUGCCGCCAGAGCAACAGCCAGAGCCCGAGCCUGAGCCGGCGCCACCGCGCCCCUGGCCAUGGCUUUCGCCAAUUUCCGCCGCAUCCUGCGCCUGUCUACCUUCGAAAAGAGAAAGUCCCGCGAAUACGAGCAUGUCCGCCGCGACCUGGACCCCAACGACGUGUGGGAGAUCGUGGGCGAGCUGGGCGACGGCGCCUUCGGCAAGGUUUACAAGGCCAAGAAUAAGGAGACGGGUGCCUUGGCUGCGGCCAAAGUCAUUGAAACCAAGAGUGAGGAGGAGCUGGAGGACUACAUCGUGGAGAUUGAGAUCCUGGCCACCUGUGACCACCCCUACAUCGUGAAGCUCCUGGGAGCCUACUAUCACAACGGGAAGCUGUGGAUCAUGAUUGAGUUCUGUCCAGGGGGAGCCGUGGAUGCUAUCAUGCUGGAGCUGGACAGAGGCCUCACAGAGCCCCAAAUACAGGUCGUCUGCCGCCAGAUGCUAGAAGCUCUCAACUUCCUGCACAGCAAGAGGAUCAUCCACCGAGAUCUGAAAGCUGGCAACGUGCUGAUGACCCUCGAGGGAGACAUCAGGCUGGCUGACUUUGGUGUGUCUGCCAAGAAUCUGAAGACUCUGCAGAAACGAGAUUCCUUCAUAGGCACGCCUUACUGGAUGGCCCCCGAGGUGGUCAUGUGUGAGACCAUGAAGGACACGCCGUACGACUACAAAGCCGACAUCUGGUCCCUGGGCAUCACGCUGAUUGAGAUGGCCCAGAUCGAGCCGCCACACCACGAGCUCAACCCCAUGCGGGUCCUGCUAAAGAUAGCCAAGUCGGAUCCUCCCACGUUGCUCACGCCCUCUAAGUGGUCUGUAGAGUUCCGUGACUUCCUGAAGAUAGCCCUGGAUAAGAACCCAGAAACCCGGCCCAGUGCCGCACAGCUGCUAGAGCACCCCUUCGUCAGCAGCGUCACCAGUAACAAGGCUCUGCGGGAGCUGGUGGCUGAGGCCAAGGCUGAGGUGAUGGAGGAGAUCGAAGACGGUCGGGAUGAGGGGGAAGAGGAGGACACCGUGGAGGCCGCCUCUACCCUGGAGAACCAUACUCAGAACUCCUCUGAGGUGAGUCCGCUGAGACUCAACACUGACAAGCCUCUCAAGGAGUCACCUUCCACCCCACUGGCACCCAGCCAGCCUCAGGACAGUGUGAAUGGGCCCUGCAGCCAGCCCUCUGGGGACGGAUCCCUCCAAACCACCAGUCCCCCAGAUGUGACCCCUGGAAAUGAGAACGGCCUGGCAGUGCCUGUACCCCUGAGGAAGUCCCGACCCAUGUCAAUGGAUGCCAGAAUUCAGGUAGCCCAGGAGAAGCAAGUCACUGAGCCAGGUGGGGACCUCAGCCCAGCAGCCAACAGAUCCCAAAAAGCCAGCCAGAGCCGACCCAACAGCAGCGCCCUGGAGACCUUGGGUGGGGAGAAGCUGACCAAUGGCAGCCUGGAGCCCCCUGCCCAGGCAGCUCCAGGCCCUUCCAAGGGAGACUCGGACUGCGGCAGCCUCUGCACCUCUGAGAGCAUGGACUUCGGUACCAAUCUCUCCGCCGACCUGUCCGUGAACAAAGAGACGGGCUCUCUGUCCAUCAAGGACCCGAAGCUACACAACAGAACCCUCAAGCGGACACGCAAAUUUGUGGUGGAUGGUGUGGAGGUGAGCAUCACCACCUCCAAGAUCAUCAGCGAAGAUGAGAAGAAGGAUGAGGAGAUGAGAUUUCUCAGGCGCCAGGAACUCAGAGAGCUUCGGCUGCUCCAGAAAGAAGAGCAUCGGAACCAGACCCAGCUGAGUAACAAGCAUGAGCUGCAACUGGAGCAAAUGCACAAACGUUUUGAACAGGAAAUCAACGCCAAGAAGAAGUUCUUUGACACAGAAUUAGAGAACCUGGAGCGUCAGCAAAAGCAGCAAGUGGAGAAGAUGGAGCAAGACCAUGCCGUGCGCCGCCGGGAGGAGGCCAAGCGGAUCCGCCUGGAGCAGGAUCGGGACUACGCCAAGUUCCAAGAGCAGCUCAAACUGAUGAAGAAAGAGGUGAAGAACGAGGUGGAGAAGCUCCCCCGACAGCAGCGGAAGGAGAGCAUGAAGCAGAAGAUGGAGGAACACACGCAGAAAAAGCAGCUUCUUGACCGGGACUUUGUAGCCAAGCAGAAGGAGGACCUGGAGCUGGCCAUGAAGAAGCUCACUGCCGACAACAGGCGGGAGAUCUGUGACAAGGAGCGUGAAUGCCUCAUGAGGAAGCAGGAGCUCCUUCGAGACCGGGAAGCGGCCCUCUGGGAGAUGGAGGAGCACCAGCUGCAGGAGAGGCACCAGCUGGUGAAGCAGCAGCUCAAAGACCAGUACUUCCUCCAGCGGCAUGAGCUGCUGCGCAAGCAUGAGAAGGAGCGGGAGCAGAUGCAGCGCUACAACCAGCGCAUGAUAGAGCAACUGAAGGUGCGGCAGCAGCAGGAAAAGGCGCGGCUGCCCAAGAUUCAGAGGAGUGAGGGCAAGACGCGCAUGGCCAUGUACAAGAAGAGCCUUCACAUCAAUGGCGCAGGCAGCGCGGCUGAGCAGCGUGAGAAGAUCAAGCAGUUCUCCCAGCAGGAAGAGAAGAGGCAGAAGUCGGAGCGGCUGCAGCAACAGCAGAAACACGAGAAUCAGAUGCGGGACAUGCUGGCACAGUGUGAGAGCAACAUGAGCGAGCUGCAGCAGCUGCAGAAUGAAAAAUGCCACCUCCUGGUAGAGCAUGAAACCCAGAAGCUGAAGGCCCUGGAUGAGAGCCAUAACCACAACCUGAAGGAAUGGCGGGACAAGCUUCGGCCGCGCAAGAAGGCUCUAGAAGAGGAUCUGAACCAGAAGAAGCGGGAGCAGGAGAUGUUCUUCAAGCUAAGCGAGGAGGCAGAGUGCCCAAACCCCACCACCCCAAGCAAGGCCACCAAGUUCUUCCCCUACAGUUCUGCAGAUGCUUCUUAACAACCGCCCAGGGCUGUGGCUGGCAGCUUGGGAGGGCCCAGGGCCUUCUCCUUCAUUCUCUGUGAACAUGUAACUCAGGACCUCUUUUCCCUCUUGCAUCUGUGCCAGCUCAAAUCCAGCCCCUCGCCCUGUGCCACCCCAGCUAUGCCCAGCAGAGCUGCCCCGGCGUUCCUGACUUCUUGCUGGCCUGUGGAGGGCGAGGUGUUACUAUGUGUCACCUGACCCUAAUGUAUGUUCUCCUUGAGCCCUAGAUCCCUUCAAGCUGGAAGGGAUGGGGCUGCUGGUGGGGUCAGGGUCCAGGAGGAAUGGGUGUUCUGUCACCUUGAGUCUUCUCUGUUUGCCAAAAUACCAGUUUUGCUCUCUCUGGGCACAAAGCACUGCUGAUGAAAACCCCAUGGGCUCAUCUGUCUGUAAUUCUUGGUGGUUUUUCAGUCAUUCCCAGAAGAGUCACGGAAUCAUUGAGCCAUUUCUGUUCCCAGUGGAGCCCAGCCUGCAGUUGGCUGCUCAGGAGAUGGCCUCGUUCAUCGUGUUCUCCCAGCUCCCAGUUUGCUUUCCACUUAAGAUAAAGCCAUGUCUAUGUGGGAGGUGGGGACCGGGGAAAGAGGGAGGCUGAAACAUUUGUUCUGCUUCUUGGGUGUUUCAUGCCAUCUCGCAUCCCUCUUCUUGCACACGCGUGUGAACGCAUGCGCACACACAGGACUUGGUCUGCUGGCCUGGCCUCUUCUGCCCAGGUGGGUUGGAACACAUUUGCUGCCUGAGCCGGUGCCACUGAGCGUGUUAGGUGGAGCAGUUGGUGUGGUGUGUGCGAGUGUUGGCACCAGAGGCACAGAGAAGCACAGGCUGUACUGCCAGGCUGCGACUCAUGCUGGCCCCACACAGGCUCCUGUGUUCAGGGACUAAUUCCUCAGCACACAAGGCUUCCACAACCCCGUCUGCUCCAGAGCACUCUUGCCCACCCUGUCUGCAGGUGAAAAAGGAGGGCUGUUUCCUCUGCCCCAUGCCCGCCCCACCAUGUUCAGGACUCCCACCUUGCAUUUCAGACCGGGGCUGGCAGUCUCUUGGACUUAUCUUCAGGAAUAAAAAGCAUCAGGGGGAAAUGGAAUGCCCCCUGCCCCGGGAACCUGGCAGAAGCACAGGUUCUGUACCUCAGAUGGACCCCUGGGCCUUCGCUUCUCAGUUGGCUUCCCCAGAUUCUGAUCCCAUGGCUGCAGUGUAUAUAACUCAAUAAAAGCAAAUGUUGAAAGCAGUA
Molecule: messenger RNA, 4466 nt
Organism: Cebus imitator (Panamanian white-faced capuchin)
Lineage: Eukaryota; Metazoa; Chordata; Mammalia; Primates; Cebidae
Gene: STK10
Product: serine/threonine kinase 10
Exons: 19
Coding region: 311-3217 (968 amino acids)
Biological process (GO): protein phosphorylation
Molecular function (GO): protein serine/threonine kinase activity; ATP binding
Source: RefSeq, a predicted model, not a curated record